UUUACAUAUUAAACAAUCACCAAGUUAAAUUCAAAGAAAUUUCAGAAUAUCUGCAUAAAAAUGGAAUUUAUUUGACUCAACAACGCUUUCUCAUACUUCAGGGUGAAGUAGAAUCCAUAGCCUUAAUGAAACCCAAAGGCAGAAAUGAAAAUGACACAGGACUACUGGAAUUUCUGGAAGAUAUCAUAGGAACAUCAAGAUUUAAGGUACCUAUUAUGCAGCUCCAGAAGAAAGUUGAGGAGCUCAAAGAAGAGGAAGAAGUAAAAGUGGAAAGCUAUAAAAAUGUUCUGAAAGACAAACAGCAGCUGGAGGGCCCUAAAAAUGAAGUAUUGAACUAUAUGAAAGCUGAAAAUGAGAUUGCAAAAUUAAGAAAUGAGCUGAUGCAAAAGUACAUAAAAGAUAACCAAGAGUUAAUUGAUAACAAAGAACAAGAGAAGUCUGAACUUCAGAGACUGCUAAGAGAGAAACUGUCAGAAGUAGAAAUCAUUCAAAAAGAAAAAAAGAAAUUACUUGAUAAUAUUCAUGAAUUAAAUCAAGAGAGAGAUCAGCAGGUAAUGAAGAAAGACAAGUUGAACCAAAAGUCUGGAAGUUAUAAUAAUGAAGGUACUGGCCUGAAAGCAGAGGCUGAAGCAGCUGCAGAGAAGCAGGCAAGAAUGAAUGAAUUGCUGCAAGAUGAGAAAAAACAGCUAUCAGAUUAUGAAGAGCUGUAUGAGAAAUAUCAAGGGCAGUUGAUGAAGUUUAAGGAUGAAGAAAUUCAGAUUAAUAGUGACUGUAUUCAACUUGAUGCUCAACUGAAGGAAGCUCUGGAACACGUUAAGGAAGAUGUUGCUAACCUAUGUGAGGAAAAGGAUUCUCUCCAGUACAAGCUCACUAAAAUUCAGGAAGUUGUUGAUGGAAAGAAAUCACAGUAUGAAGUAGCAAAAUCUGAGUUAGAAGUAUAUGUUCUUCCUGAAAGGACAGAAAAAGAGAAGUUGAAGCUUUUGAUUCAGAAUCUCAAGAAAAUGACUGAACGUCUCUUAAAAACAAAGGAGGAAAAACAACAAAUGCUGGAAAGAUUCCCUGUUGUGGAAAAGGAUUUAAUGCUGGCCAAAGAUGAAAAGAAACAACUGGCACAUGAAGAGGAAAUAUGUUCAAAACAACUGCAUGUUAUUCGAAUGAAAUUACACGAAGCUCAUCAGACAAUGAGAAAAUCAGUUUCAAGUAAUAAAGUUGUUGAAUAUUUGACGAACUGCAAGUUGGAGAAUAAGUUACCAGGUUUCUUUGGAAGAUUGGGAGACCUUGGUGCCAUAGACGAGAUGUACGAUGUGGCAGUUUCAACAGCCUGUGGUUAUUUAAACCACAUGGUAGUUGAUACAGUGAAAACAGCACAGGAAAGCAUAGAGCUGUUGCGUCAGUCAAACAUCGGCCAGGCAUCAUUCAUUGCUCUUGAAUACCAACAAAAGUAUCAUUCACCCUGUUAUACUCGGCCAGAAACGCCUGAGAAUGCACCACGGUUAAUUGACUUAAUCAAAUUAGCAGAUGAGAGAGUUCGUGUGGCAUUUUACUUUGCUCUACGUAACACACUUGUUGCAAAUGAUGUAGCACAAGCAACGAGAGUUGCUUUUUCUGGAGGAAAUCGUUACAGAGUAGUUACUUUACAAGGACACAUCAUUGAAGCUACAGGUGAAAUGACAGGUGGUGGCCAUACUGUGAAAAAAGGUCUAAUGAGUCAAAAAGUACCUGAAGCUCCAGUUACUCAGAAAACUGUGGAGGACCUUGGAAAAAAGAUGCAAGAAUGCCAGAAAAAACUUGAACAGUUUGCUAAGAAAAUUCAUGAGAUUGACCAAAAAAUGUGUUUCCUUACACCAGAGAUAAAUAAUAUGAAAACCAAAACACAAAAGUUGGAAACUGAAAUUAUGACACUUCAGAGAGAAUACCCAAAACUUGAGCAUGAAGUAAAGAAUCAGGAAAAGAGAGUGUUAGAAGUUAUAGUUGAUCCAGCAAAAGUUGCAGCUCUCACAUUGGUCUUGGAGAAAGCCAAAAAAGAUUAUGAUGAUGCAAUGCAAAAGGCCCAGGAAGUGAGUUCAGAGGUGAACUGCUUAAGUAAUGAAAUAGAGGAUAAGAUUAACAAUAGAGUUGGCUUAAUUAAGAAAAAUGUAGAAAAACACAAAAAGAAACUAUCAAGCAAGUGCUAUGAAAUAACAAAAACAAAAGCUGAUAUUAAAAGAGCUGAAAGAUUUACAGAUGAAUUUGGUAUAGUUGCUCACCCAUUUGUUCAGGGUGUCAUACCAAAAAUAGCACUACUGCAGCAACAGACAGAAAUUAAACAUGAUUACCAGAUUUGGGAAUAUUAUGAAGAGUAA
Messenger RNA from Schistocerca nitens (vagrant locust), 2342 nucleotides. Its product is annotated as structural maintenance of chromosomes protein 4-like. Gene Ontology annotation, cellular component: chromosome. The record is from RefSeq and is a predicted model, not a curated record. Bases 126 to 2342 code for a protein of 738 amino acids. The transcript is spliced from 15 exons. Gene Ontology annotation, molecular function: ATP binding; protein binding. Gene Ontology annotation, biological process: mitotic chromosome condensation. NCBI's taxonomy places the organism in Eukaryota, Metazoa, Arthropoda, Insecta, Orthoptera, Acrididae.